Messenger RNA from Panicum virgatum (switchgrass), 1306 nucleotides. RefSeq names its product putative homeobox-leucine zipper protein HOX26. NCBI's taxonomy places the organism in Eukaryota, Viridiplantae, Streptophyta, Magnoliopsida, Poales, Poaceae. The transcript is spliced from 2 exons. The record is from RefSeq and is a predicted model, not a curated record. Gene Ontology annotation, molecular function: DNA-binding transcription factor activity, RNA polymerase II-specific; sequence-specific DNA binding. Gene Ontology annotation, biological process: regulation of DNA-templated transcription. The coding region runs from base 25 to 732 and encodes 235 amino acids.
GCCGCGGCUUCUCGACCCGGCGCCAUGUCCAGCCUCACCACGGCCGGCAGCCCGGAGGAGCACCACCACUCCGUCUCCGCCGAGGAGUUCGGCGCGCACCUGUCCCUGGGCAUCGGCGGCGGAGGAAGGAGGACGGCCCGGCCGCGGACGGUGCAGCUGUUCGGCGAGGUGCUGUCGCUGCAGGACGACGGCGGCCCUGCUGGAGAACGUCACCGGGAGCAGCCCACGGCGGCGCCGGCUGGCAGGAAGAGGAGGGAUCGCACCGGUAGCGGCACCGCGGCUGCGGCGGCGGCCAGUAGGCAGCAGAACAAGAAGGCGAGGAAGGUCCAGGACGCGGAUGAUGAUGACGGCGACCGCCGGAGCCUGACGAGCGGCGGCGGCGGCGGCGCCGGGAGGAAGAAGCUCCGGCUCACCGCCGCGCAGGCCGCCAUGCUGGAGGACAGCUUCCGCGCCCACAACAUCCUCUCUCAUGGCGAGAAGCAGGAGCUGGCGCGGCGGGUGGAGCUCAGCGCGCGGCAGGUGGAGGUGUGGUUCCAGAACCGGCGAGCUCGCACCAAGCUCAAGCAGACGGAGGUCGACUGCGAGCUCCUCCGCCGCUGGUGCGACCGCCUCACCGACGAGAACGCGCGCCUCCGCCGGGACCUCGCCGGCCUCCGGGGGGCGUCCGCCAGGCUCGCCGUCUGCGCCUCCUGCUGCGACAAGCACCAGGUCGCCGCCGGCGAGAUGGCAUGACGGGAAUAGUUGCAGUAACUGAUGACCCGAGGAGUCCACGGCAGAAUUUCCUUUCCCUUUUCUCUUGUAGAUAGAUACUACUACAUCAGUUAGAUACAUGCACGAGGUUAAUUAUACUACUAAUUAAUCACGUAAUUACCACACUGCCCGAACUUUAAUUCGUUGAAAAGUACUCCCUCCGUUCUUUUUUAUAAGACAUCGUUGACUUUUUUUCUUCAACUUUGAUCGACAUUAUUUAAUUAAUCAGUUAGUUAAAUGAAGUGAAAUGAGUAUCUUUACGUCUAUUAUCAAGAAUCUCUUUAAUCUAACUUGAAGAUUUGGCUAUUUGCAUAAAUAUUUGUAGAAAAGACGAAUAGUCAAACGAAUAAAAAAAAGUCAAUGAUGUUAUAUAUUUAAGAACAGAUGGAGUAGGGUUUGAUGAGGUUCUUAUCACUGACAAAUACUACAUGUUUCGAUGGAACACGUCCAUAUAUGAUACAAUACAAUUUAUACUUUUGAAAUUUGUUUAUGUUCAUCAGUUUCUUUUUGUAAUGCAUGUUCCUUUUCUAUCUCUUGCUAGGUGUGUGUUUCUCUA